Molecule: messenger RNA, 621 nt
Organism: Eubalaena glacialis (North Atlantic right whale)
Lineage: Eukaryota; Metazoa; Chordata; Mammalia; Artiodactyla; Balaenidae
Gene: TMEM18
Product: transmembrane protein 18
Exons: 5
Coding region: 68-487 (139 amino acids)
Cellular component (GO): nuclear membrane
Source: RefSeq, a predicted model, not a curated record
CUUGACCUAUCCGGGCGGGGCGGGGAAGACGAAAAGGUGGUGGUGAGGCUGGGCCUUUCCGGGGGCGAUGCCGUCUGCAUUCUCAGUCAGCAAGUUCCCCGUCAGUAUCCCCGCCGUGAUCACGCAGACCGACUGGACGGAGCCCUGGCUCAUGGGGCUGGCUGCCUUCCACGUGCUCUGCGCGCUGCUCACCUGCUUCUCAUCGCGGAGCUAUACGCUGCAGGUGGGGCACUUCCUGUGCCUGGUGACCUUAGUCUACUGCGCGGAGUACAUCAACGAAGUGGCGGCAGUGAACUGGAGGUUGUUCUCGAAAUACCAGUAUUUCGACUCGAGGGGCAUGUUCAUCUCCAUAGUGUUCUCGGCGCCCCUGCUGCUCAACGCCCUGGCCAUCGUGGUCCUGUGGGUGCGCAAGACCCUGACCGUGAUGACCGAGCUGAGGACCCUGCAGGAGAGGCGGAGAGCGAGGAGCAGACCCAAGGAGGAGUGACGGCUCGGAGCCGGCCCCGCGCGAGCAUUCUUCAGACCCCGUCCGCUCCUGGAACGCACCUAGACCAGCUUCUAGGACAGAGUUUACCGCACGUCCACCAGGGCCCUCGCCGGGCCUGCAGGGGCUCCCGUCUC